Molecule: messenger RNA, 483 nt
Organism: Trametes versicolor FP-101664 SS1
Lineage: Eukaryota; Fungi; Basidiomycota; Agaricomycetes; Polyporales; Polyporaceae
Exons: 5
Coding region: 1-483 (160 amino acids)
Biological process (GO): tRNA 5'-leader removal
Cellular component (GO): ribonuclease P complex
Source: RefSeq, a predicted model, not a curated record
AUGGUCAGAUUCAAGAACCGUUGGCUCCUCGUCGAGCUCCUCCCGGUACCCGCCCCCCUGCCAGGACGCGCGCCCGCAGGCCAACCCGAACACGAACUCACGAGCAAGCAGAUAUGGGCCGUGCUGAAGCAGAGCAUCAUCACGCACUUCGGAGACACGGGCUGGGGCGCGGUGGGGUCCUCCCUGACGAUCAAGUACUUCUCGCCGCGGACGAACUUGUGCAUCAUACGCGUCGCGCGGGAGCCGCACAAGAUCGCAUGGGCGGGUGUGGCCUUGAUGACCGCCGUCGACGGGCGCAGGUACGUUCCGCACGUCGUCCAUGUCUCCGGCACAAUAAAGCAAGCACAACUCGCCGCUAUACGCCACAACCGUGAGAUUGUAGCCCGCUACCGGGCGCGCGCGAAGCUGCCAGCUGGCUACCAGGACUCGUAUGAAGAAUACUUGCAAACGAGCGCCCAGGAAAUCGAGGCAUUGCAAGACUAG